AUGAAUCCCGGUCCACCGUUGUCGUACGAGAGUCUGAAGACAGUUUUGCAGUAUAUGGAUCCGAACUUAAGAAUUCGCCUCUUCAUAAACUGUCCUUUGAUCCGAUCAGCUGAAAAAGUAGUUCCUCUGAAGAUCAAGAAGCUCGAGCUGAGUCAUCGAUGGAUUGCCAUUGACGAUACGAGGUAUACAGUCGGAAUUUACAAAAAGUAUCCAGCGGGCACAUGCCCACCUCGAGUUGAGAGGGAAAACGAAUUUGGUGGAUUGGCCACCGACUUAGAUCAGCAUGGAUACGAAGAUUGGCCGGGUAGACUUCAAUUGAGACCUGGAGACGUCGACGAAGGCAGAACGACGACAGAUGCUACUUCACACUUCAAAGUUAAAAAAGAGUUCGAGCAUGCGAGAGCGCAGGCCUAUAGUGAACUGAAGAACAGAGUCUUGAAUACAAAAGCAAUACUUCAACAGUGGUAUGCACGGAGGGACGGUCUUCCGGUCCCAUUCGAGAGUUACAUUAUGUUAACCAUCUCCAAUCAUGAGACUAAAGAAAAGAAAAAAGUUGAGUUUGUCAAGUACGAGAAGAGACUUCCCGAAGCUCUCAACUACCUGAUGCAUAGGAUCUUCGAGAAUAGACGUCAUCCAGUUGCUGUCAAGUUGUUGAUUCCAAAAUCAGAAAUUCUUCAUCUGACACCAGGACUUCGAAUGGAAAUUGAGGAAAUGAACUUUGACGGAGGGUCAUAUCGCGCAUUCGAUGAUAUAGCGGCAUAUAUUGAGGAGUCAAGUUACCCAUUGAAAUCGGUCAAAGCCUGUGUUUAUCACCCUUCCAUUUUCCAACACACGAUGCUUAGAAGCGCCAAGCACCUCGUGGUUCGCGGAAUCGGAUCAUUUGAAUGGCUCCCUAUUUUUUUGAACUUGGAAAACCAUAAAGCCCAUAUAAUAUGGAAUUACCUUGAUGAAACAAUGCCUGUUGAUGACUACAUGACUCUUAUCAGACAUUGGGUGUCUAGUGGAAAAGAAGUUGGAGCUAGCUUCAGACAGCCUCUUAAAGUGGAAAAAGGUGCGGAGCUUGAGACGAAUUAUUUCCAUCUAGAAGUAUUCAAGGAAAUCAAGGCGCAAUUCAAGAACUCUAUCUCUGGACAUAGGUACAUUUUUUGA
Caenorhabditis remanei is the source of this 1149-nucleotide messenger RNA. RefSeq lists its product as uncharacterized. The transcript is spliced from 3 exons. Lineage: Eukaryota; Metazoa; Nematoda; Chromadorea; Rhabditida; Rhabditidae. The record is from RefSeq and is a predicted model, not a curated record. The coding region runs from base 1 to 1149 and encodes 382 amino acids.